CUAGUUUCAUGUGGUAUUCACAGAAUCAUGUUUUAUUAGGAGCGGUCUGAACCAUCUGAAUCAUUCAAUAUCGAGGUUUAAAAAUAUUUUGCGCCUUCUAGCUAUUUAAAGGAUUCUAAGGCAUACAAGACCGUUCUGUGAAUAGUGAAUACUAGAAGAAUGACAGCAAACGGUACAUCGACUAAAUUCCUUGUGGGUAUUAUUUCGCAAUAUUUUAUCGAUCAGGCAGGCAUGGCUAUAUUAGCUAAACGCUGUCCAUCUGCGUCUUUUGUUUUGAUAGAAUGCACAGACCUGUCACUCGAACGUUUAAAGAAUUUAGAUAUCCUGAUUGCCGAUCCAGACGAUGUGUUUAAGUACAUAUGUCAGCUACCAAAGUUGAAAUGGCUGCAGUCAACGUAUGCUGGCGUUGAGAAUGUGGUCAAACAGAUGCGACAAGAUAAGCCAACGUUUGUGGUCACAAGACUCGGUGGUGUUUUUGGACCUCACUUGGCUGAAUAUGUGAUUGGUCAUGUUAUUGCACGGGAGAAGAAAUUUUCACUUUCCAGAAAAUGUCAACAGACCAGAACAUGGGGUGCGUAUGAGACAUUUAUGUAUCGUCCGCUUUCCGAACUUACGAUUGGAAUACUUGGUUUUGGUGACAUUGGUAAGGAAAUUGCUAAAUGCUGCAAGUCAAUGAAGAUGACGGUUAACAUUGUUCAUCGCACUGUUCCUGCUACCAAAUGUUCUUUCGUGGAUCAAAGCUUCUCAACUGAAGAAUUGCCUGAGUUUUUGCAACAAUGUGAUUACAUAUGCAAUGUAUUGCCCAGUACACCGAGUACAAGAGGUCUUCUUUCUGGCAAUAUUUUGGAAAAUUGUAAAGAGAGAAAGGCGGUACUUAUAAACAUUGGUCGUGGGGAUGUGAUAAGCUGUGAUAGUAUUUUGAAUGCAUUAAAUAAUCAAUGGAUUAGUUGCGCCAUUUUGGAUGUGUUUAAAGAAGAGCCUCUUCCAAAUGAUAGCGCAUUGUGGACUCAUCCCCAGGUCACUAUUACACCUCAUAUUGCUGGAUUGAAUAAAACAAACCAGGUGAUUGAUUCUUUCAUGAGGAAUUUUGAGCUUUUCAAAGAGGAAAAACCGAUGAAAUAUGUCGUGGAUUGGAACAAAGGAUACUAAAGAGUAAUUUAUAUCCCGUCAAUAUAGCCGCAUGGAAGGGAAUCUAUAGGUAUUAUUGGGCUAAAUGUAAUCGUAAAUAAGUUCAAGUUAUAAAAAAAAAUUCUUU
Molecule: messenger RNA, 1255 nt
Organism: Dendronephthya gigantea
Lineage: Eukaryota; Metazoa; Cnidaria; Anthozoa; Malacalcyonacea; Nephtheidae
Product: glyoxylate/hydroxypyruvate reductase A-like
Exons: 4
Coding region: 160-1149 (329 amino acids)
Molecular function (GO): NAD binding
Source: RefSeq, a predicted model, not a curated record